Pelodiscus sinensis (Chinese soft-shelled turtle) is the source of this 4036-nucleotide messenger RNA. The record is from RefSeq and is a predicted model, not a curated record. Lineage: Eukaryota; Metazoa; Chordata; Testudines; Trionychidae.
UUUCAGUUGCUGCAGCCCAAGCAAUAGCAGAAGAAAGAAGAAACCAAAGUGGUAUUAGUCCAGUUCCAGUCCAAACAGCAAUAAACAUAAAGACUGCAACUAAACCAGUGAUAGAUGGUUCCACUCUGAGAACAGAAGAGAGACAAAGACUAGCCCGGGAGCGAAGAGAAGAGCGGGAAAAGCAAAAUGCUGCCAAAGAAACACAAAUAUUUGAAAAGGAAAAAAAAGCAAAACUCCAGUAUGAAAAACAGAUGGAAGAAAAGCAGAGAAAGUUGAAAGAACAGAAACAGAAAGAAGAACAGAGAAGAGCUGCAGUAGAAGAAAAAAGAAAACAAAAAAUAGAGGCAGAAAAGGAGCGCUAUGAAGCAGUUGUGCAUCGUACCUUGGAGCGGAGCCAACGGAUGGAAACACGACAGAAGAGGUGGUCAUGGGGAGGGUCUGUAACAUCAGAUUCAGACAGCAAGACUGAGCCACAGACUGCAGAUGAAGGUGGAGCUGCCAACAAACGUUCCACAUCCACAGCAAACCUCAAACAAACAGAAGCUGUCAUCAACAAACGUUUGUCAUCUUCUGCCGCCCUUCUAAACUCUCCUGAUCGGAGUACCACAAAGAGAAGUACUUCAUUAAACAGACUGAGUAACAAAGUUUCUCAGCAGUCUGAGCAGCCACCACCAAAAGGUUCACAGGUGGAACAGAAAGGAGGAACAGAAAAGAAGAGGAGCACAUCUUUGAAUAGAAUGAGUAGUAAACCUCAUUCUUCUAAUGAACUAGAGAAAGUGAAAAAGGAAGAAAGACCAGCUCGUCGCUCCCAGAUCAGUCCUCUGGAGAGUAAUGUAAUCAGUCGCCUCUUCGCCCCCACACAGGCCUCCUUAGCUAGGAGUAAAAGUGCUGCUACAUUAUCGGCUGAUGGACAAGAUCCCUCAGAAUCUCACCUCUGUCCUCGUUCAGCUUCAGCCAGUUCCAUCAGUUCUCCAGUCCAGACUGCUAAAGUGCCGGUGCGCAGCCGUAGCAUUGACAGAUUGAAGACCACUGUAUCUUCAUCUGAUCCCAGGUCUCCGGAUUCUGCACAAAGAUCAGAGACCGAAAAGCAGUCCCCAAGUCCUGCUGGGAGGCGCCCUCCAUCUCCAUCUGUGACAGCUCGUAGAAGAUCUCCAUCCCCUGCUAACGUGGCAAAACGUCCUUCAUCUCCCUCUACAGCUAGACAAAAUCAAAAGGCCCGUCCACCUUCACCUAGCGUAUUGAAACAAAGACCAUCCUCUCCCACUACAGUCUCUAAACCAGCACCUAUUCAACGCCUGCCUCUCACACCAAGUGUUAUGAGUAUUACCAAAAAGAAACCUGAAAUGGAGUGCAAACCAAAGGACAAGAGUGAAGAAGGAUCAGGACAAGAGCAUGGCACUUCUCCAAUCUCUGAGAGGGAAACUGUAGCAAUUGGCACAAAAACCAAAGAAGAAUCUAGUAGCAAAACUAUUCUGGGAACCACAACAGCCGAAGAAGCCGCUAAAAUCUUAGCAGAGAAACGACGUCUUGCCCGGGAGCAAAAGGAGCGUGAAGACCAGGAAAGAAUUCAGAAAGAAGGGGAGGAAAGGAGCAAAGAAGAAGAAAUUGUAAAGAAAACCGAAGAUAAAGCUCAGAAGGAGGAGGAGCUCAACAGACUGGAAGAAGGAAAAAGACUUGAGGAUGAAGAACAGCAAAGACAAGCUGAAGAGGAGAGAGUUUGCAAAGAACAAGAGGAGCAGGAAAAACUAGCAGAGCUUCAGCAACAGAGAGAGGAAGCUGAAACAAAAGCCCAAGAAGAAGCUGAAAGACAACGGCAGGAGCGAGAGAGAAUUAUGCAGCAAAAUAUGCAGGAGAGACUUGAAAGGAAAAAGCGAAUUGAAGAAAUAAUGAAAAGAACUCGGAAGUUAGACCAGAAUGAAGCCAAGAAUGAAGAAAAGUCUGCUAAUGAAGCUGAGGAGGAUGAGGAUGCUGAAGAGGAAGGAGAGCUGUGCUUUGAAAAAGCGCAUCAACCAGUGCUCUUUCUUUCAGAAAAGAUAAAUGGUGUUAACCUUUCUCAAGAAGUGAAGGUGCAGACAGAAUGUAGUUCUGAGUUUGCAUGUGGUUUGACUUCUAAAGAAUCUUCAGUGCAAGAUAUGUCAAAUAUGGAGGCAGAUGAAGUACUUGCGAAUGGAGACGAGCAAGACGUUCAUCAGAGGAAGAAUAAUGGGGAGUCUUUGCAUGUUACACAACUGAUGGGUUACAGACCUUCAGCAAAAGAAAUGGUUAUCCAGAACUCAGAAAUAUUGCACGUUAAUGAAGCUGAUCAUACGAUUGAACUUAUACAAAAUCUCAAUGGAAAAUCUAAUGCAUGGACUUUUGAAGAAAUUAUUGAUCUUGGAGUACAUGCCAAGUCUACCAAACUAAGUUCAGACAGCAUUGCUGCUGAUAACUGUAAUCAAAACUUGAAUGAUGUUGCUACGGUUCCCUCUAGUCCAAAAUUGGCAUUUGAGGACGAUGGCACAGUGAAUUCCUUGACCAAACCUUUAGAGACUGCCUCAGAACUGUGAACACUAGAGUCCUGGAAAUAACCUGAUUGCACUUCAGUAAUCCAGUGUUUUAUCAAGUACCGAAAGCCUUGUUUUGAGAAGCUGCUUGUUAACCUUUACCUGUCUUCAAGCUUGCAAAAAAGACCAGCAGGGAAGGGACAAUAAACGUCUAAAUUUGCACCUUGGAAACUUUCAGGAAGACUUCCUUGCUGCUGUUCCUUUUCCAUUUGUUUAGCAGACUAUUGGACAAGCUUUGCUUGUGAAAUAUUACUUUCUCUUUUUACAAAAUCUCCACUAACCUGUCUCCAGGUCCUCAUAUUUUCAUGUUAGUGCGAUGUACCGUCCCUGUGUGCAAUUGGAAAUGUACCAGCUGACCACUGGCAAAUAUUUUUGCAUAUUUAUGAAGUGGCAGUUGGCAAAUUUAAAAUAAUGUUAUGCAUUCUGUGCAUAUUAAAACCAUAUCCCAUUUGUGUUAUUUUCCUAUGAUAUCUUUGUACAGUUGAUGAUACUAAUAGGAUAUUUAAGAAAAGCUAAAUUGCUCACUUAUGUCUUUGAUCCAACACUGGGUUAAGAAACAGUUUUGGAUUAUUUCUAAUACGAAAAUAUAGGUAGUCAAAAUACAGUAUUGUACAAUCAUUAAUACAUUUUAAUGUUACUGGAGCGUCCCAAAAUUUUACAAUAUGUGAGUAUGUAUGCACUAAUAUACUGCGAAAAUGUUGAGUACCUAAACAUGUUUGUUAUAGUGCAGUUUAACAUUUGUCAUGCUUUUUAAAAUGUUUUCAUUGGAAUGACAUAUUUAAGUUUAUCUACACUCAUGUAAGUAUUAUGUUGUUGUGUACAUAACAGUAUUAGGCCAUUUCAGUCAUGGUCUUUGUUCAUGUUAAUUAUUCUACAAGUUCCUGUGCUAGCUUCAUAACAAUGACUGCAGAUAGCAUAUAUGUUCCCUUGCCUGAAGGCUGCAUAAAGUAAUUUAAUCUAUAGUUACUUGCUUUUUACAGCAUGAAGAGAUGAACGGAGUAUCUUUUGCAAAUGGCUGCUACAAAAAGUGUAAGUGCAGUCCUGUUCUUAUGCCCAUCUGUAAGAGAGUUUACUGUAUAAGUGGUUUCUUUAAAGAAUUGUUUUCUCAAACCCUGAUUAAAUCUCUUAGCUGACACUUCAGUAACAAUAAUCUGAAUGCAGCUGCAUUUUCAAUAUUUAAUUGCAAAUGUUUUUGCUGGAACUAAACAUAUUCCUUUUCUGACACCAUAGUUAAAACAAGAAACUCUCCUCCUUCCUUUUUUCUCAACCCCUUGCUAUUCCAGGUAUAGUAGAACUGUUUUAGACUUAGAGCAGUGCCUUAGGUAAGAGAGAAAAAUGUAUUUUUGUAUAAUAGCUGUUUCUGGCAGAGACAAUCAUUCUAACAAACAAGAUGCUGAUAUUUUUUUCUGUGCAGAUGUAAUUUGUUGAAUGCUCUGUUACAGCUGUAUGUAAAUAUAUGUGCACAGUUAAAUAAACUUUGCAGUUGAACAAUG